Anopheles nili is the source of this 555-nucleotide messenger RNA. It is a transcript of the gene RpS25, whose product is annotated as 40S ribosomal protein S25. The record is from RefSeq and is a predicted model, not a curated record. Lineage: Eukaryota; Metazoa; Arthropoda; Insecta; Diptera; Culicidae. Gene Ontology annotation, cellular component: cytosolic small ribosomal subunit. Gene Ontology annotation, molecular function: structural constituent of ribosome. The transcript is spliced from 2 exons. The coding region runs from base 37 to 396 and encodes 119 amino acids.
CCGACGUUCCCUUUCUUUUCGAGUCCAUACUUCAAUAUGCCUCCGAAGAAGGAUACCAAGGGAUCGGCUAAACAGCCGCAAAAGACCCAGAAGAAGAAGGAAGGAGGAUCCGGCGGCAAGGCCAAGAAGAAGAAGUGGUCGAAAGGAAAGGUUCGCGACAAGCUUAAUAACCAGGUUCUGUUCGACAAGGCCACGUACGAAAAACUGUACAAGGAAGUUCCCGCCUAUAAGCUGAUCACUCCGUCGGUCGUAUCCGAAAGGCUGAAGAUUCGCGGUUCGCUAGCGAAGCGAGGCCUGCGCGAGCUUUGCCAGAAGGGACUCAUCAAGCAGGUCGUGCACCACCAUGCUCAGGUGAUCUAUACCCGCACCACGAAGGGAGACGAUCCAGUAGCGUAAAUCGAUUCGCUGUUUGUGUGAAACAUGUGAAGUGAAUUAUCCACCUCAACCAACAACAACGUUGAGGGUUCUGUAACCAGAACUUGAAAGUGAAUCCAAGAUGAACGAGGAAAAAUUGCACGGUUCGAAUUGGAAGAAAUAUACUUCUAAUUAACUAAG